Folsomia candida is the source of this 3201-nucleotide messenger RNA. RefSeq lists its product as uncharacterized. The record is from RefSeq and is a predicted model, not a curated record. The coding region runs from base 1 to 3201 and encodes 1066 amino acids. Lineage: Eukaryota; Metazoa; Arthropoda; Collembola; Entomobryomorpha; Isotomidae. The transcript is spliced from 7 exons.
AUGCUCAAUUCAAUGCUGGACCAAGAGGCAAGGGUUGAACAGGCCAGGAAACAACACCAGUACUACAUCCAAUCUGGGGUUUCGGAGGACAGCGACUACACUUCAGAUGUCAACUAUCCAAUCGGACAACAUCCAAAUUCGUCAGCUUCCCAAUUUUUAUCCGCAGCUAACCAACUAACCACCCCUCAAAGAUCUUUGAACUCAAGCAGGGAAAAUUCAUAUGAAAAGGACGAUGAUUAUUAUCACCGCACCGCAAACGGAUCUAACCAGCAGCAGCAAGGUCCUUACUACCACCCUCAAUAUCCACAAUCCCACGGGAGAAAGCAACUCCCCACAAUCCCUUCGCAGCAGAAUGUACCUGGGAACCGCAAUCCCAGUCGGCGAGGAUACUGGGAGGAACCCAGAGACGCAGAGACUGAUCAACCUUUGUACUACAAUAGCAGGCCUCAAUCAAACUACAAAUCGUACGGGAGAUAUCGGAGGAGAGGUUCUUGGGAGGAUGAGUUUAACCAAAAGAGACCAGAAUAUGCCAGUCAACAAUACAAUGAAGAUUAUGACAAUGCUCAAGACUACUCGCAGCCUUCCCAUAACUAUGCUAAACGCCUAAAAAAUAAUCGUCGAACGAACUCAAGUCUUGAACGACAAUACACACUGUACGAUGGAACCGGAGAUUAUGCAGCCGACGAAGAAAGCCACGAAGUAAAUUCUAAAGCGAUUUCCUAUGACGAGCCGUCGUCAUAUUCGUCUUACGCUCAGCCUGACAAGAAUUCCGUCUACAAUGAUUAUAAUCAAGACUAUAGUGAAUACUCUACCGAGUUGAAUUAUAAUGACGGAUACACGGACAACAAAAUCUCAGCAUAUGACCCCUACACCAAGGACACUAGUUACGGCUACGAUGUGGGAGGAGAUACUCGGGACCAUUAUUCCGCGUCCUCAAAGUCUAUCAAAGAGCUACCGACCCAAAUUUCAAGUCAUUAUAAUGAAAAGAGUCAAUUGUCCUCCCAAGCCCCUUCUCCUUACACUUCACAGUCAACAGUGAAGGAAAUGUCCAUCGCACCCAAUACCGUCCAGUCUUCUGUUUCCAAUAUUCCACAAGAAUAUCCUUCAUCGAAUUUCAUAAUCAAUUCUGGCGAUUAUGGAAAUGCAGAGGACAGUUUUUACGAUGCCUCCUCAAAUUACAACAAUCAUGUCCACGUAGAUCACUUGACCACAAGUGGAGGAACUAACACAAUCACUAACGUCGCUACUACCAUUGCUACUAAUGAAAAUAAUGAUCCUUCCGAACAAUAUAUGGAUGCGUAUGACAAGCAGACAGGUUACGAAGAUUGGGAGAACUAUGGUUAUUACGACGAAGCUGGAAAUUAUAUUGAAUAUGAUCAAAAUUCUGCAUACUAUUCGGAGGAACCUGGUAGCUCCACCCAGCCAGCCCACACUCAAGUCCAACAAGCAUCAGAUAUUACAGAAGAACCGUAUUCUUUGUACUAUGAUCACAAUCAAGAUAGUUCCGUAACUCAAUACGAUACCCAAUACGACCAGACUGUGCCAUCCACCGCCACAUCCGUCGCCCCCGCUGCCGUAACCACCACUACUACAAAAGUUACCAUUCAUCAAGAGCCAAGUAAUUACAACAAACAGUAUGAUUCAAACUUUUAUCAAAGUUCCGCUGUAGUUGGAGAUGAUAAAAAUCAGGAUUAUGACGAUCAGCCAAUUAUUCAAGAGGAAUAUGGCACGUAUGAUCAAGAUGGGUAUUGGUAUGAUGCGACCGAAGAUGCAAACUAUCCGAUUGCACAAGCGGAACAUGGGUUACCAGACGUAGCCCCUUUAUCAAGUAAAGGGCCAUCCAACGACGAGUACAAUUAUGCAUAUCAAAGUGCCGAGAAUUUGACGAGCUAUGAACCAAGUGUGCACCCUAAGCUGGACCAUGCUGAAUCUGUAUCUAGAAGAGCAAGCUUCCGACGUCAGGCCUCAACUCGAAGUGAUUACACUCCUCAUGACGGAACCCCAACUUCCGCUUCGCAACCGUUUAUCAAGGAUGCAAAUCAUGUCCCAACAGCAGCGCCUCACGCGGUUCCGACCACGUCAGCACCACCCACAACCACCGCCACCGCCACAGCAGCUGCUGCUGUUGUGGCAAGUAAAUUCGCCUCAGAAAUGAAAUCUGCCUUACCACAACUUUCUUCAUUAACAAAAGGAAAAUCUGAUUUGUUUUCGAGUGGAUUCUCCAAACUUGGAAACUUUGUUUCAAAUGCUGCAGCAAAAUCUGGAGUUUCCGUCCCUCUCAUGAAUCAGAAUAAAGAUGUCAAUAAAGAAAGCCAAAAAAUAUUACCGAGCCAACCCACAGCAAUACAACCCGCUCAACAGGUACCUGAAAUAUCAGUUGACCAAGGCUUUGGUUAUCCAUUCGAUGACCAACAGCAAUAUCAGCAAUACGACAACUGGGAGGAGCAUCCUUACAAUGACGAGAACUACAACCAGUAUCAAGACAACACGAAUCAAAACAAUGAGGAGGGUUAUGAAUAUUAUGAAGGGGUCGAAGGAGAAGGCGAUUUCAACAAGCAGGGUCCAGUGCAUAUGGACUCAUUAGAGUCAAAUCCGUCCGAGGGGGCAAGAGAUGCUGAGGAUCUCGAAGCCGAAUAUUGGCAAAAGCAACAAGAGAGAAUUGCAAAACAAUCUGCACUUCAAACACAAGAGUCUCACGACAUUUAUCCAAAGUCCAACGUCCUACAAUCAAUGGACUCAACGGACGACAAAGGCUUUCUCUUUAGUCAAAAUUCGCUCGACACUGAAGAAUUCCUUGAGCGACUUGAGCAACAAAGUGGUGGACAGGCGCGUCCAAUGUUAAGCAAAAAAGACACUAUGAGCAUGAGCCUUGACCGAUCUGAGAGUAUAGAUCAGCAGACUGAUUACGGUGAUGAAUAUGACCGUCAAGACAGACAAGGGUCAUUGGAAUCUGGCGAAGGGGGUUACCCGAUGUCACCCCCUCCACAUCCGAUGAUAUCAGAAGAAGACGAGAUUAUAGAGGAUGGUCACAGGAAAUCCUCCUUGGAGAUUCAUGGGAAAGAGAAAGGCAGCAAAAGUGUGUCCUUUGAAGAGGAGCCACCCAAGGCGGUGCCCGAGAGACAAACCAAAGGGAUGAAGCCCAGAGAAAAGUGGCUCUGGGCAAUCAAUAGGAUCUGCGCCAAACUAGCGGUAAGAACAUAA